CCGCAGUCAGCCAGCUCGCGCGCGCCUCCAGGAGCGAGGAUGGAGAGGCUGACCAUGACAGCUCUGGUGCUCAACACACACAACCACCUCCAGGGUACAAGUUGGCCCCAAGAGAGCUGAGACAAUAUUGGCUCCAAUUUUUAUCAUCUCAUUGAUCUCAAACCACAGACUCUGACCAGGACAAUUGGGGGCCCUCUCCUUACAGCUACACUCCUAGGAAAGACCACCAUCAAUGAUUACCAGGUGAUCAGGAUGCCCUUCUGUCAUCUGUCUACCUACAGCCUGGUUUGGGUCAUGGCAGCAGUGGUGCUGUGCACAGCACAAGUGCAAGUGGUGACCCAGGAUGAAAGAGAGCAGCUGUACACACCUGCUUCCUUAAAAUGCUCUCUGCAAAAUGCCCAGGAAGCCCUCAUUGUGACAUGGCAGAAAAAGAAAGCUGUAAGCCCAGAAAACAUGGUCACCUUCAGCGAGAACCAUGGGGUGGUGAUCCAGCCUGCCUAUAAGGACAAGAUAAACAUUACCCAGCUGGGACUCCAAAACUCAACCAUCACCUUCUGGAAUAUCACCCUGGAGGAUGAAGGGUGUUACAUGUGUCUCUUCAAUACCUUUGGUUUUGGGAAGAUCUCAGGAACGGCCUGCCUCACCGUCUAUGUACAGCCCAUAGUAUCCCUUCACUACAAAUUCUCUGAAGACCACCUAAAUAUCACUUGCUCUGCCACUGCCCGCCCAGCCCCCAUGGUCUUCUGGAAGGUCCCUCGGUCAGGGAUUGAAAAUAGUACAGUGACUCUGUCUCACCCAAAUGGGACCACGUCUGUUACCAGCAUCCUCCAUAUCAAAGACCCUAAGAAUCAGGUGGGGAAGGAGGUGAUCUGCCAGGUGCUGCACCUGGGGACUGUGACCGACUUUAAGCAAACCGUCAACAAAGGCUAUUGGUUUUCAGUUCCGCUAUUGCUAAGCAUUGUUUCCCUGGUAAUUCUUCUCGUCUUAAUCUCAAUCUUACUGUACUGGAAACGUCACCGGAAUCAGGACCGAGAGCCCUAAAUGAGUCACACAGCACCCUGAAAGUGAUUCCCUGGUCUACUUGAAUUUGACACAAGAGAAAAGCAGGAGGAAAAGGGGCCAUUCUCCAAAGGACCUGAAAGAGCAAAAGAGGUGGGAGCGAAAGACUUAAGGAUCCCACGACUUUUUACUGCCAUCUGAGCUACUCAGUGUUUGAAUCCCAAGAGGAAGUCAUUUUACCUCUCAGGUCUGUUGUAGGACUUGAUUUUGUAAAGCAAUGCCAUGUUAUGUGGUUGAAAGGGCACUGGACUUAGUAUCAGGAGCACUGAGCUCACAGACUGACUUGGGCUCCUACUGGUGGGGACCUCUGUUAGUCACUUUACCUCAUCCAAAGUAUAAAGGAAUUGGACCAAAUAAUUUACCACAUAGCUCUAAAACUUAAUUUAAAAUGUAAUUCCAGAAAAAAAAAGGGAAUAAGCAAAGGGGGAAGAAUUGAAAGAGAGAGAGAAGAAAGAAUACAGAGAGCUUACCUUUUGCCUUUCUGUUGAUGUUACAUCUCUUCUUCCCAUGUUCUUAGGUCUAUGAGUCUGUUUCCCCAUCAUUUGGUAUCUAGUCCAGUUCCUGCUUACUGCUUUGCUAAUAGCUGGCCUUGCUAGAAUCCUUGGUUUCACUGCUGUUCUUCAUGUGCUUAUAUGAGAUUUACUCCAACACAAAUAGGACUGAAUUUAUUGUGAAGUAACAUUGGCAAUCUUAACUUAUUCAUUUAACUUAUUUAUUUUUAUAGCUAGAUAAAUAUUGUUAGUCUUAGACAAUAGCUCACAUUUUUUGAGAAGCAUGCCUUCCCUGUCCAUUUGUCUUAUAACAUGACCCAGCCCUAUUUUAUGUCAUUCUAAAUUCAGCCUCAUAUAAUGAAAAUACAUUAUGAAAACAGAUGUUUAGGAGAUUUCCUGUAUAGCAGUCAGCCAAUUCAUAUGCUUUGUCUCUGCUGGCUUCUUUUUCCAUGCAUUAACUUUUCACAAUAGCAGAGGAGGCAAAUAUGAGCAUACAAUCCCUUUGUUCUAAAGAUAUUGUUCCAGCUAGUGGAAUGAUGUUGAAUCUUUAAUAACCAUAAUUAGUUGCUUUUUCAGUAUCUUCUGCUUUGUCUGUGUCUAUCCAGUGGCCUAGGAAUUAAAGUGUAAGUUGUUUUCGCUGUUAAAUUGGAUAUUUAUAUAUAUAUAUAUAGCAAGAUUUUCAUGUGUUAUUUAAUUCUGUAUUGUUUCUUAUAUUUGUAGUAAAAUAUUGAACAAUUAAAAGUGUUGACUCCAAA
This is a messenger RNA of Pan troglodytes (chimpanzee), 2305 nucleotides long. It is a transcript of the gene CD200, whose product is annotated as CD200 molecule. The record is from RefSeq and is a predicted model, not a curated record. Gene Ontology annotation, molecular function: cell-cell adhesion mediator activity. NCBI's taxonomy places the organism in Eukaryota, Metazoa, Chordata, Mammalia, Primates, Hominidae. Gene Ontology annotation, cellular component: axon; cell surface; neuronal cell body. Bases 253 to 1041 code for a protein of 262 amino acids. Gene Ontology annotation, biological process: regulation of immune response; negative regulation of macrophage activation; negative regulation of neuroinflammatory response. The transcript is spliced from 7 exons.